UCUUUUCCCAGCAUGCACCGCGAGUGAGCGGCAGCAUCACAUCAGACCAGCGGACGCAGAGGAGAUUAUAGCGGAAUAUCUGUGUGUCAGAUUGAACCAGGAGGUGAAGAUGUCUGAAGAGAUGGAGGAGAAGAUCAAGAACUACAGGACGGCUCCUUUUGACGCCCGCUUCCCCAACACCAACCAGACCCGCAACUGUUACCAGAACUAUCUGGAUUUCCACAGAUGUACUAAAGCUCUGUCUGCUAAAGACCAGGACACGGCUCCCUGCGAUUGGUACCAGAGGGUCUACAAGAGUCUGUGCCCCAUGAGCUGGGUUCAGAAAUGGGACGAUCAGUUGGAGGCGGGAAGCUUCGCGGGAAAGAUCUGAACCCGGCACCCUUCUUUCUCCAUCCCUCUCCUCGUUUCCUCAUCUCCUUCUCUUAAUGUGAAGCGUCUGCUCUUUCUGUACAGAGGCGACUUAAUAAAUUAUAUAAUGUUACUGUGAA
This is a messenger RNA of Labrus bergylta (ballan wrasse), 488 nucleotides long. RefSeq names its product cytochrome c oxidase subunit 6B1. Lineage: Eukaryota; Metazoa; Chordata; Actinopteri; Labriformes; Labridae. Gene Ontology annotation, cellular component: mitochondrion; respiratory chain complex IV. The record is from RefSeq and is a predicted model, not a curated record.